Angiostrongylus costaricensis is the source of this 573-nucleotide messenger RNA. The record is from the annotation of a GenBank genome assembly. Lineage: Eukaryota; Metazoa; Nematoda; Chromadorea; Rhabditida; Metastrongylidae.
UGCUUAUUUAGUGAUCGCACUAUUCGUGCAGCAUUCGUUCGAAAGGUGUUCUUCAUGGUUGGUGUAUUUUUUGCUGUAUAUAUAACAUUGAUGUGCUGCGAAUCUGUGAGGCGCUCAUUUCCGGCCAACAUCAUAAUGACUGCAAUUUUUACCCUUGCUGUUGGUUACAUGACGAUGAUGAUCACUGUGCAUCACAACGUAGUCUCAGUACUUCUAACACUCAUCAUCUGUACCAUCUGCUGUGGAUCGAUAAUUAUCUUCUCAACGCAGACGAAAUAUGACCUGACUAACAUGAUGGGCAUAAUGUUUAUUCUGUCCAUGUGUUUGAUGGUAUUUGGAUUGGUGGCGAUGAUCUCGGCUAUCUUCUUCCAAGUGAGGUUCAUCUACAUGGUUUACGCGGCGCUGGCAUCAUUGCUGUUUAUGUUCUACCUCGCCAUUGAUGUGCAAAUGUUAAUGGGUGGUCGCAAGUACGAAAUUUCACCAGAAGACCACAUUUUCGCAUCUAUCCAGAUCUUUCUGGAUAUCGUCUACAUUUUCUGGAUGCUCUUAUCGUUAUUCGGAUUUAACAAGUAA